Molecule: messenger RNA, 2278 nt
Organism: Teleopsis dalmanni
Lineage: Eukaryota; Metazoa; Arthropoda; Insecta; Diptera; Diopsidae
Exons: 3
Coding region: 65-2278 (737 amino acids)
Molecular function (GO): pseudouridylate synthase activity
Source: RefSeq, a predicted model, not a curated record
AAAGUAUUCAAAUUCUUGACGUUGCAGUACUAUAAACAUGAGGGGAAUUUGAUUUACAUAUAAAAUGUUCCUGAAAACUGGCAAUGCAUUUUUAAAUAUUUUGCGGAAACGCUCAACGACAGUUAAUGCAUUUAAAAAGCUGAUCGACAUUCAUCCGCAAGUACAAUAUUCGCUAGAUAAAUGUAAGCCAAUUGUAGCAUUAGAAUCUACAAUCAUCACACAUGGCAUGCCAUUUCCACAAAAUUUCGAUACAGCACUUGAAGUAGAAGAGUUAGUACGAGCUAAUGGUGCAGUACCGGCAACGAUUGCCAUUAUUGACGGACGUAUAAAAGUCGGUUUAAAUAAUACCGAUUUAGCAAAGUUAGCUGCAAAAAAACAAAAUGAAGUUAUUAAAUGCUCCAGACGUGAUUUGCCGUUUGUAAUAUCUCAACAGAAAUGCGGUGGUACGACAGUUGCUGCAACUAUGAUUAUCGCACACAUGACAGGCAUCAAAGUUUUUGCUACAGGAGGCGUUGGUGGUGUACACCGUGAUGGGCAUAUAUCAAUGGAUAUUUCAGCUGAUUUAAUUGAACUCGGUCGUACGCCUGUGGCAGUCAUUUGCAGUGGUGUGAAGUCAAUUUUAGAUAUACCACGAACAUUAGAGUAUCUUGAAACACAAGGCGUGUGUGUGGCAGCAUAUCAAAAUUAUGGCAUUUUUCCAGAUUUCUAUACACGUGAUAGUGGUUGUAAAGCCCCAUAUAAUUUAGAAAACCCGGUUGAAGCUGCUAAUCUAAUAAAAUGCCUAUAUGAUUUGGAUUUAAAUAGCGGAAUCUUAAUUGGUGUACCAAUCCCAGAAAAAUAUUCAGCAAAUAAAGGUCAAAUUACCUUAGCAAUAGAAGAGGCUUAUAAGAAAGCUGAACAGCAAGAUGUAAAUGGUAAACAAGUAACGCCAUUUUUAUUGGAAGCUAUAAGUAAAAUCACCGAAGGAAAAAGUUUAAAUGCUAACAUGGCUCUUAUUAAAAACAAUGCCACUGUUGGCGCUCAAAUUGCAGUUGAAUUAUGUAAAGAUAAUAUAUAUAAAGAUAUAUAUCUCCAAACAGAAAAAAUGCAUAAAGCUCCUUUGAUAAUUGGCGCUUCCAUUUUGGAUCUCUCAUUAACUAUGAACGAUGAGAUCCCAACUGUAUUGAAUGGUGCUACAUAUCAAAUACAAACUAAGCAAUCUGCCGGCGGUGUCGGACGUAAUCUUGCUGAGGGUAUAUUUAAGUUACAUGGCGAGGCUAAUUUUGAAGAAGUAACAUUCCCUGAUCAUCUCAUUAAUCAUAAAGGAAUCCGUCCACCAGGCAAGAAAAUUGAAACGAUUGCAAAUUUUCCAAAAUCAAGGGUAGUGCAUGAGCUACGGCGAUUCAUUGCAAUUAUCAAUUUUUAUCGCCGUUUUAUUCCAAAAGCGGCAGAGAUCCAGGGACAGCUUCAAAACUUCAUUAAAGGUAACAAAAAACAGGACAAAACUGUUAUUGGAUGGACCGCGGAUACAGAUAACGCAUUUGCGGAAUACAAAGAAGCCUUAAUUAAUGCAACAACAAUCGUUCACCUAAUCCCAGACGCGAACCUCGUACUUCACGUGGAUGCCAGUAACGUAGCGGUUGACGCUGCAUUAAAUCAAAUCAACAACGGACAACUCGAGCCUUUAGGGUUUUACUCAAAGCGGUUGACAAACACCCAAGUCAAGUACAGUACGUAUGAGCGUGAGUUGCUCGCGAUUUAUCAAUCGGUUAAAUAUUUCAAACAUGCGAUUGAAGGUAGACGUUGCACUAUUUUCACCGAUCAUAAGCCGAUAACGUAUGCAUUUCGACAGAAACCGGAAAAGGCAUCGCCACAUCAGCUGAGACAUUUAGAUUACAUCGGUCAAUUGACAACUGACAUUAUGCAUAUAGCUGGCAAGAAUAAUCUUGUAGCCGAUUUUCUGUCACGUAUCAAAGCUGUCAGCAAUGAAGAUCUAGUUGAUCUUGACCAAUUAGCAGCAAACCAGAAAACCGACAUUGAAGCGUAUGGCUUUCUGUCUAAUACAAAUAAAUCUGCACUUCAAUUGAAAUGGAUAGUCAUUCCAAAUUCAUCUAAGGAAAUUGCAUGCGAUGUAUCAUCAAAUCGUGUGCGUCCUUUUGUAACUGAACAGUUCAGACAACGCGUCUUCAAUUCAAUACAUAAUUUGGCACAUGCUGGUCGGCGAGCCACUAUUAAGCAAAUAGCAGAGCGUUUCGUAUUGCGGAGCGAGUUAAAUUAUGUCUUCCGUGCCAACGAGUAA